Messenger RNA from Ostrea edulis (European flat oyster), 2885 nucleotides. RefSeq names its product histone H1-delta-like. Lineage: Eukaryota; Metazoa; Mollusca; Bivalvia; Ostreida; Ostreidae. The coding region runs from base 1826 to 2380 and encodes 184 amino acids. The transcript has a single exon. Gene Ontology annotation, biological process: negative regulation of DNA recombination; chromosome condensation; nucleosome assembly. Gene Ontology annotation, cellular component: nucleosome; nucleus. Gene Ontology annotation, molecular function: nucleosomal DNA binding; structural constituent of chromatin; double-stranded DNA binding. The record is from RefSeq and is a predicted model, not a curated record.
UUAUACCAGAUUAGUAAUUUGUUAUAACAGAUUAAUAAUCUGUUAUAACAGAUUAGUAAUCUGUUAUAACAGAUUAAUAAUUUGUUAUAACAGAUUAUUAAUUUGUUAUAACAGAUUAAUAAUUUGUUAUAACAGAUUAGUAAUUUGUUAUAACAGAUUAAUAAUUUGUUAUAACAGAUUAGUAAUUUGUUAUAACAAAUUAGUAAUUUGUUAUAACAAAUUAAUAAUCUGUUAUAACAAAUUAAUAAUCUGUUAUAACAAAUUAUUAAUCUGUUAUAACAAACUAAAAAAAAGAUACUGCUGCGGCCCUAAUAUGCUUCCGUAAUUUGUUGUGGUCUAUAGGAAAUAAAAUGACUAUGGACCGAAAGUUUAUAGGACUUUAAAGUUAGUUUCGCACACUGUAUAUAUAUAUUAUGUAUCUAUAGUGGAAAGAUCUAAUCACUCUUACGAUAACCUCGUAGCAUAGCACUUACAUAAUAAUUGGAAGAAAACAAAACAAACAAACCAAAAAACUAAAAGCAAAAAAAAAAAAAAAAAAAAAAAAAAAAGAAACCCCACAACAACAAACAUAAAAAAGAAACAAAAACAAAGUAAAUAGACAGACAACCAGUUUAAUUACACUUCAUUUAAAAUCAAAACAUCAAGAUUGGUCAUUUGUACACAGGGUUUGACAUUUACUUUUUUGAGCACUAGACCAGUCGGGCUACUUCAAAUGAUUUUUACUAGACCUGACUUUAUAUCCACUAGCCCUGACCAACUUUCCAGAAAUAAAUACUUCAUGUAAAUGACAAACGUUUACGACGUAAUUUAUUAACUUGAUAAACACUUUAUUAUAGUCAAUUCAAAUAAACUGUUUAAAAUUAACAUCGAGUAGAUGUCGUAAAACAUCACUACCGACCGCGAUUUAUUUUUUAGAGUUAAAAAUAGAGAUUAUUCCACCACAUGGUUCAAGAUUGGUAGUUUCUUGUUUAUUAUUUAACACGACCAGUCGGACUAGUAAAUCGACAUUUUACCCGACCAGACCUAUUAUUUAGUAGACUCGGUCGGUCGGACGUGCUUUAGUGUCAAACCCUGGUACAUUUCAUCGGUGUAAUUUUUAUUGAAUACAGGCAUUAUUUAUAAGAAGUAUGUGUAAACAAGGAUUAACGUUUUUCUUUUAAAUCAUAAAUCAAAGCAAAUAUCUUAUGCCGUGUUGUAUAUAUUUCUAUAGUAAAGUAAAUAGAUCAGGAUUUUUUUUUUUUUUUUUUAGGCGUGUGCUUGUGUUCUUAAUAUUGUGUAAGCCCAUUCCAAAUCGUUCUACGCAAUCGUUAAUGUCUACCGCUCGCUUUUGAUACCCAAUGUGUACGACCCCCGGAUGUUUUUCAAAAAUUCUGACCGACAUGAUGUUUUCUACAGCAAAAGGAAAACGAGCGUGCCUUCUUUCAAGCUUUGAAAGGAAAUCAAGCAACAAUGAUAUUUGUUAUCGGCCACUGGAAAAAAAUUACCCAAUUUUAAUGAAUGAACGGACUUGCAAAUCGCCGGUUGAGGUGUCUAUAUUUCUGGAUUUUGACUGCUGUAGUUUGGCAAAGCCCAAUAUGUAAGUAAAUAGAAUGACAGGGGGGAAUGUAGAUCUGGGAGUUCCGAUAACAUAUCCGGCGGAUAUUCCAUUGCUGAAGCGCAACUCGAAUGCAAAGACUAACACCAAAGCACAUCUAAACAACACAAUACACAUACCGAUCGACUCGAACAGAUUGGAUGUUUUCAAGGAGGUCGGCGCUUGAUGUAAACAAAACAGUGAGUGCGUUCCGAUCGACUAUUAUUUACCGUUCUCGCAUCGUUCGAAAACAUGGCAGAUACCGCAGCUCCCGCGAAAAAGAAGGUUUCCAAGCCCAAGGUGCCCGCAGCGCACCCAAAAUACAUCGACAUGAUCAAGGCUGCCCUCGGGUCACUGAAAGAGCGUGGUGGAUCUUCUAGACAAGCCAUUCUUAAGCACCUGAUGGCCAAUUAUAAAGUGGGCAAUGACGUCAACUCCAUCAAUGCCCACCUCAAAAUGGCCCUUAAGAAUGGAGUCAAAAAGGGUGCUUUGAAGCAAGCCAAGGGUAAAGGUGCCAGCGGCUCCUUCAAGCUUGGAGAUAAGCCCAAGGCUGAGCAGAAGCCUAAAGCCAAGAAAGUAGCCAAACCAAAGGCUGCCAAACCUAAGAAGGCUGCUGCUGCUGCCAAGCCCAAGAAGGCGGCCGUAGAGAAAAAAGUGAAGAAGACGCCAAAGAAACCAGCCGCACCCAAGAAGACCAAGACUCCCAAGAAGAAGCCCGCAGCCAAGGCCCCCAAGAAGGCCAAGAGCCCCAAGAAGCCCGCCGCCAAAAAAUCCAAGACCCCCAAGAAGGCCGCCGCCAAGAAAUAAGCAGUCUUUGCAAUAUUCCUGCACAGAGUGUUUACUCACAAAACAAAAGCCCUUUUUAGGGCUACCAACAUUUUUAGAAAAGAUGCUGUUCUUACACGUGUGAGAGAAAUGCGUUUCUACGUCAUUUAAGUGAAUACUGAUUCAAGCUGUUUUAACGUUUUCAUACUUUGAUUUACUUGUCCUGCAUGGCAUUCAGUUAAAAGAGGGAGGGGGAGAGGAAACUAACCCACGCUUUUACAAACAACAUGACAUUUUUUUAUCUGAUUUAUUAACUCUCCCUUCCUAAAGCUGUAGGGUAAGAAAUAAGAUGGAGACCGGUGAAUUAUGACAACAUAUAGUACAGUACCUGCAUCAUUGAGUCCUCAUUCGUUUGAGUAAAGCUAGCUGAAUUGAAACAUUCAUAUAUAUAUAUAUAUAUGCAUUUCCUAUACAUACAAUGGCUUGAUUGUUUUCAUUCGGUUUAUUGUCCGAUAAGAAAACAAAAAUUAAAAGUAUCAUCCGUGGA